Endocarpon pusillum Z07020 is the source of this 1998-nucleotide messenger RNA. RefSeq lists its product as uncharacterized. The record is from RefSeq and is a predicted model, not a curated record. The transcript has a single exon. NCBI's taxonomy places the organism in Eukaryota, Fungi, Ascomycota, Eurotiomycetes, Verrucariales, Verrucariaceae. Bases 1 to 1998 code for a protein of 665 amino acids.
AUGGCAGAUAUGAAGGCUGAAAAGCGGUAUAAAAGUCUCUACACCCCACUUGACUCGUCGAAACGGGAAAUUCGAGUUUUAGGAUUCGUCAAUAAGCCACUGGAAAAGAAGAGGGAGAGAGAAGACCCCGUCAGCCUCACUUUGAGCGUUGUUUCCCUGGACGAUCCCGGCCAUCCGCCCUUCAGCGCUCUCUCGUAUGUGUGGGGUAAACCUGUUCACAAUAAUCACGUGACCGUCGAUGAGGUUCAGAUGGCUGUCACUGAUAACCUCCACCUGGCACUACACCACCUGCAUGGAUCUCGAGCUGAAGAGAACUGGUGGAUCGACGCUCUUUGCAUCGAUCAAGCAAACCUGGACGAGAGAGGCAGUCAAGUACAGAUGAUGAGCGACAUUUUUGGAAGCGCUGCCAUUACCGUCGCACAUAUUGAUUUCUCCGUGUUCAAGCCGAAGCCCCAGGUCUCUAUGAGCCUGCUAACCACCAUGGCAAAGCUUCGGGGGAAACGAGAAGCGUUGGAGUGGCUCACGAAGGUUCGACGCGACCCUGACUUCAACGCGCGUUGGACCGAACUCUAUCUCUUGUUCGAGAACGUAUACUGGAGACGAGUUUGGAUCCUACAAGAGCUGAUUGUAUCUCGGAAUUUAGAAUUUUUCAACCCGGAUGGUCCUUGCCUGGAUAUUACUACAUUCGCCCAGGCGCUUCAAAUCUUUGAAGACAUUACCCCUCUGAAACUCAAACUCGGGUUGCACAUAAGUCAUCAGAUCCGGCCCAUAUACGAGGAUCUGAAAUUUCGGGCCAUGUACUGGGAGAAUAGGACACCGCAGCCCCAAGGGCUUAGGCAGAUGAUCAUGAACUCUCUACGACUGCAAGCCACCGACCCGCGGGAUCAUCUCUUUGCACUCCUUUCCUUUACGGAAGAUGGACCAGAAGUCAUCGGCCGCGCAGCGUAUGAAAGUGCCCCCAGUCAUGUUUUUGCUGGGUUUGUGCAAAGAUACUACCACAAAUACCAAAGUUUAGAACUCAUACUACUGGGUGGCUGCAAAAGGAAGCUGAUCGACUUACCUUCAUGGGCUCCAGAUCUGUCGGCGUAUGAAACACAUGUUAAAGGAAACAUUAUGAUCCAUGAGAAGAUCCAAGAAAAGAAUUUCCCUAUCACCUUGGUUGUGCAGUCUCUCCUGCUUGCUGCCCCUUUUCCGAGCUCACCUGUCAGUUUUUCGGACGAUAACCGUACUCUGACCGUGACAAGUAUCCAGAUGGGUGAAAUUACGGGCCUGGGCGGGUACACCAAAGGCUCUGUCGCACGCACGAUUGAUUCAGCCAUGGGGGUAAGACAACUUGAUAGCACACACGCCAAGAAUAGCGAACUAUCUUCUUCCUCCCUCGAUCGCAACGUUCUUUUCGAGAACCUGGCUCAAAUCCUCACACUUGGAAGUCUUCCUGAAAUUUCAGGCACAAUACCACCGAUUUUACUCGGCCAGGCCUUGACCGUGCUGCUUCACUAUGCUGAGGAGCCUCAUGAAUACGAAAAACGGCGUCAAUUGGGGGUGUCCACGUUAUCAGGGUGGUGGGAUUUGAACAAGGAUCUGAGUAUUGAUAACAAGACUUUGCUCUCCUGGCUUUUAGGCGAUAAUCUUACCUUAGAGGAGCGCGAGGACGAGCUUGUUCGCAUGUUUCGGACCACCGUCUUGGAGUAUGAAGACACCGUCAUAGAAGACGCAUUUGUUUUCCUCAAACGUGUCUAUCUCCGAAUACGUUUUGAUACCGAGAUGGUGCAACGGGUAAUAGUGUAUACACAAGAUGGGGAACUCGGUUCCGGGCCAGCGUACUGUAACCUUGGGGAUGAGAUAUGGAUGCUUUAUGGCUGUAAGAUCCCAAUGAUACUGCGACCACUACCUGAUAUGAAUGGGUUUGAGGUGGUGGGAGAGUGUGUCAUGUAUGAUUUUAUGGUUAAAGAGAUGCCAGUGUUGGCGAGAAAACCUGAAAGAUGUACAAUUCGUUAA